Corylus avellana is the source of this 1147-nucleotide messenger RNA. RefSeq lists its product as uncharacterized. The record is from RefSeq and is a predicted model, not a curated record. Gene Ontology annotation, molecular function: protein binding. Lineage: Eukaryota; Viridiplantae; Streptophyta; Magnoliopsida; Fagales; Betulaceae.
AUGAGCGCGGUAAUUUGGUGGUUAACGCUGACACUAAUAGCCGUUAGCUCUGCGGUUAUUGACGGCUGCUUGCCAUCGGACCGGGCAGCACUACUGGCUUUCCGGGCAGCCCUCCGUGAGCCCUAUCUCGGCAUCUUCAACACGUGGACGGGCAGCGACUGUUGCCAUUGGUACGGCGUAAGUUGUGAUCCGAAGACUUAUCGGGUCGAUGAAAUCAACCUCGCCGGAGAGUCCGACGACCUGAUCUUCAGGCAAGCCCACCGCUCCGGUUACAUGACCGGCAACAUCUCACACGCCAUCUGCAGGCUCAAAUACCUCUCGUCUAUCACCAUCACCGACUGGAAGGGGAUCACCGGCGACAUCCCCCGAUGUAUCUCCUCCCUUCCUUUUCUCCAAAUCUUGGACCUCACCGGAAACCGAAUCUCGAGCCCAAUUCCGGGAAAUAUCGGGCGGCUCCGUUGGCUCACCUUUCUCAGCCUCGCCGACAAUUUGAUAUACGGGAGAAUCCCACCGUCCAUCACGAAGCUCACAAACUUGAUGCACCUAGACCUCCGACAAAACCAACUCUCCGGUAGGAUUCCCCGACAAUUCGGGCAACUCAAGAUGCUAAGUCGGGCUUUGCUCAGUCACAACCGGCUCGCCGGGUGGAUACCCCAUUCGAUUUCCGAAAUUUACCGCCUCGCAGAUUUUGAUCUUUCUUCGAACCAACUCUCGGGUCCAAUCCCAGAUUGGCUCGGUAAAAUGGAAGUUCUCUCAACACUAAAUCUCGACGGUAAUAAAAUAUCGGGUACGAUUCCGGGCAGUUUGUUGAACUCUAGGAUUUUGAACUUAAAUUUGAGCCGAAACGCGCUCAACGGUAACAUACCGGAUUCUUUCGGGCCGAGAUCGUAUUUCAUCACGCUUGACUUGUCGUAUAAUAAUCUGGAGGGCACGAUACCGAAAUCGUUGGCUUCGGCUGGGUAUAUCGGAAGCAUGGAUGUGAGCCAUAACCACAUACGUGGGCAAAUACCACCAGGGUCGCCAUUCGACCAUCUUUGAAGCAUAUAUAGUCAUUUGCUUAUAUAUAUAUGAUGAUUGUCUUCGUGGGAAUCUGCUAAAAGAUUGUUAGAGUAAUGUGUAGGGCAAUAAGAUUUUGUUUGUCGGGAUU